This is a messenger RNA of Girardinichthys multiradiatus, 8392 nucleotides long. It is a transcript of the gene cep290, whose product is annotated as centrosomal protein 290. The coding region runs from base 152 to 8284 and encodes 2710 amino acids. The record is from RefSeq and is a predicted model, not a curated record. Gene Ontology annotation, biological process: camera-type eye development; kidney development. NCBI's taxonomy places the organism in Eukaryota, Metazoa, Chordata, Actinopteri, Cyprinodontiformes, Goodeidae. The transcript is spliced from 54 exons.
CCAAAUAACGCGAGUGAAAACUGUAAUAAUAUAUUAUUUACGGUAUAAUUAAAUGGAUGAUGUCAGAAAUAAUUGGCCGUUGCCUCUCAGUCGCAUUAAGCUUAUCAACUAGAUUAAUUAACUGAAUCUUUAAAAACAUUCCUUGUUCAAAAUGCCGCCGUCCGGUCGCAUAUGGGAUAAAGUGUCAAAUAUCGACCCAGAGACCCUUGAUGACGGUGAAAAAGACGAACUGGAUGAAGUCUUCCGCAUUUUUGUAGCGACUGAAGAAUGGGAGGUGAAGGAUAAAGCUGCAGAGAACAUUAUUGGAGUCCUUCGAGUGGGUCAGGCCCUGUUAAAGAUUAAAGAACGGGAGGUUAAACUUCAUGAAAGCUUCAUCGAUGACAUUUGCAUACAACAUGUCAAAACAGAAAAUGAACUUCGAGCAAAGGUGUCCAAGCUGGAACAGGAGCACAAGCAGCUUGGCACUGGGCCAGACAGCCGGUUUCUUAGGGAUGAGAUUCGGCAGCUCGAGGCUCAGCUGGAGCAACAGGAGAAGGAAUUGACCCAGUUAAAGAAAGACAUGGGCAAGGAAAAGAACACCAAUGAAGAGUUAAUGGUGCGGUUGGAGGAGGCUGGGGACGAGGUGAAAAAGUUGAAACGAGAGUUGAAAAAAUCUAAGAAGAAGAACGAGCAGCUCCAGCAGGAUGUGGAGUUCUACCAUGGAGAGCUGGAACAGAAGGACCCUCUUCCAUCCAGAGACGAGAACGCAGAGACUCAGAGGAAGCUCAGCUUGGCCAACCGCCAGCUUUACCAGUGCUUGGAAGACCUUCAGCGAGCAGAGGAUGAAAACACACAUCUGAAGACACAGAACGAGCAGCUGCAGAGGAGCCUGGAGGAGUCUGUGAAGGAGAUGGAGAAGAUGACAGAUGAGUACAACAAGAUGAAGAUCGUCGUGCAGCAGACUGACUCAAUUAUGGACCAGCUCAGGAAAGAAAGGGAUCACACGAAGCUUCAAGUUAGAGAGUUGACAGACAAAAUUCAUAGCAUGACCGAAGAGAACGACCCAAUUAUGGCAGCUGUCAACACCAAAGUGGAGGAGUGGAAGAGGGUGCUCUCUGGGAAGGACGAUGAAGUUUUGGUGUACCAGCAGAUGAUCCGUGAGCUGAGGGAAAAGCUGCGCUCAGCCCAGCUGGACUUGGACAAAAGCAAUAUAAUUGCCCUGCAGCAGGUCAUAUAUGAGCUCUGUGGUGCUCUCCAAGAACGGGACAAUCAGAUCAAGAUGCUGAGCGAGCAGGUGGAGCAGUACACCAGAGAGAUGGAAAAGCACGCACAACUCAUAGAGGAGUUGAAGAUGUCCACAAACAAAGACAAAGGUGUGCCUUCAACAUCACAGCAGAGGAGGAUGGAGGAGCUGAGGUCCAAGCUGAAAGCUGCAGAAAUCAGAGCGAUGGAAGCAGACCGAGCUUUCCGACAGGCAGAAGCUCACGCUGAGGAAAAAGACAAAGCUUUCAUUGAGGCUUCAAAUCGCUUGAGCCAGUAUGAGUCUGGCACUUAUGGCCUGGAAGCAGCCAUUGCCGAGAUCAAAGAGUGUAACAAUCAAAUUAGAAUGAAAGAUCGUGAGGCAGAGGCCAUGACCAAAGAGAUCAACCAGCUCGAGCUGAGAAUCAAUGACCUCAUGGACGAAAAUGAGGAGUUCCGGGAAAAACUGGGUCUUGAGCUGAAGCAGGAAGUGGAUCUGACAGAAUAUAGGCGUGCCAGGGAGCUCAGGCAACGCCAGUACAAAGCUGAGAACCAAGUUUUAGCCAAAGAGAUUGAACGGCUAGAAGAAGAGCGACUGGAGAUGAAGAAACAAGUCAGGCGCAUGGUGAAAGAAAGAGCUGUGUCUGCAGGAAUCCCACAUGCAAGUGUGCAGCUGGAGGAAGAUGCCAGGUCCAGCAGAAAAGAACAGGCACUGCUCAAACAAGGAUACAUCUACACUGAUGAUGAGAUCAGGCGCAAGAAUGAAUACCUGGAGAAAGAACUGAGCAGCAAGAAGAGAGAGCUGGAACUUCACAAGAUUGAGUUUCAGGCUCAGUUGGAAGACCUGUCGAAAGCAAAGAAAGAUUUGGAGGCUUUGCUGAAAGAUGUUUUUCAAGCUACGAGGAUCAAUCAAGAGAUCGGUUCUGAUGCAGUCAUUAUUAGCAGUCUGAGAAGCUGGCCCAAUGCUUUAGAUGUCAGCAGCCCAGGUGGGCAGCCUGAGGCUGACCUCAAGUCCCAAAUCCAUCAGCUGGUGGUGCGAAAUGAAGAACUGAGGCAGGAGUUGAAAUCAGCUCGCGAGGAGGGGACCAGCAGCUUCACCCACCUUGUCAGAGCCAAGGAAAAGGUGAGCCAGCUCCAAACUGAGCUGGAGCUGCUCAGGAAAUCAGGCAGCGGUGGAGUCCUCCCUCAACCUCUGACCCUCCCUAGGGGCCUGGGACCUAGCAGCACAGAGGUCAUCAGCUCCUUGAAUGAAUAUGCCGUGCGGCUGCUUCAGGAGCUAAAAAACAAGCAGGAAAAAAGCAAGAAACUUACAGAAACUCUGGAAGAAUACAAAGAGAAGUUUGCUGUCAUAAGCCAUCAACAGGGACUCCUCUAUAAGGAAUACUUGAGUGAAAAGGCAGAGUGGCAAAGAGAGAAGCAGACGUCCAUGGACACGAAGAGUAGGCUGGAGGAGCAAAAGCAGGUGGACGAUGUGAAAAUUCAACAGUUUAAUGAUCUGCUGGACACACUUCACAGAGACCCGGAGGACAUUAGGAGACAGCUGAGUGAAGCUUUCCGCAAGCUCACUGUCCUGAAGGUCAACGAGAAGAAAUUAACACGGCGCUACUCCACUCUGCUGGAACAAGAGCAGCUCCUUCGCAAAGAAAACAGUCAGUUGAGGGAUGAAAGCAGCCAUAUGCAGGCUUCUGUCAUCCAAAGGAUGGGUUACCUGCAGAGAUAUAAGGAAAUGGCAGCCUAUGAGAUAACUGCCCUGCAAAAGGCCUUGGACAACAGCGUGCCUGCGUCAGAACUUGAGAGGGCCAAUAAGCAGUACACAGACCUAACAAUCAAAUACAGAGAUGUGCUCCAGAAGGACAGCCUUCUUAUACAGAGAACCACCAACCUUGAACAUUUAGAGAGUGAAAACGAGUCUCUUCGAGAACAAAUCUCUGCCAUUAAUAAAGAGCUGGAGAUCACGAAGGAGAAACUCAAUACCUUGGAGCAAGCAUGGGAGAGCUCCGCUUCAGUCGGCUCUGAAACUGGCAUGGCCAAGGCUGACAAGGCAUCAAUCAACAAUGAGAUGAUAUCUGCUGCACGACGAAUCACAGCUUUAGAGAUGAAGGAGCUGAACGAGAGGCAGAGGGCUGAGCACGCCCACAAAAUGUACGAGCACAUGAGGAACUCCCUCAGACAAGUGGAGGAACGCAACUCAGACCUGGAAUCCAAGUUUGCUGAGUUGACCAAGAUGAAUGUGGAGGCCCAAAGGAUUGAGCGGGAGCUAAGAGACGAGCUGGCGGGCAGCACCAGUAAAACCAUCAGCGACGCUGACAGAGCCAGGAUCGCAAAGCUGGAGAAGGCAGAGGUUGAGCUAUGCGUCGAGGUUUCCAGGCUGCAGGAAGUCUCUGAUGUGGCCAUGUCCCAGGUGUCUGCUCUCCAGGCCAGACAGAAGUCCAAUGAUAAAGAAGUAGAAGGUUUAAGGAGACAAAUACGUGACUAUCAGUCACAGUCAGAUGAGAAGGCUCUGAUUGCGAAGCUUCACCAGCACAUCGUGGCUCUGGAGCUCAGUGAGUCAGCGGCUCUGGGAAAACUCGAGGUGGCUGCCUCUCACAUCCAGCAGCUGGAGGCCUACAAGCUGCGUGCUGAGCAGCAGCUGGAGGCCAGUGAGCGAGCGCUGUUCCUCGCCCGCCAAGAGGGCCAUAAUCGCACCACUCGCCUUCGGCAGACCAUCCAGUCUCUACGCAGGCAGUUUGCUGGAGCGCUGCCCCUCCAACAGCAGGAGAAGUUCUCUUUGACAAUGUUGAAACUCCAGGAGGACAGAGCUAAAGCCCAGGAGGAGAGGAGGGGAGCAGAGAAGGAGAGGCGGAGAGCAGAAGGAAGAGCUCAGGAGCUGGAACUGAGACUGCGAGGUCUGGAGGAGCUUAUCUCAACCCUAAGGGAUGUGAAGGGGGCUCGGAAGGUAACAGAGUGGCACAAGAGGAUGGAGGAGGCUCGCCUCCAAGAGCUGAGGAAGGGCAGGGAGCUGGUGGUCCAGAAGGAAGAAAUCACCUACCUGAAGAAACUUGUUGAGGAGCAGGACCGAACAAUCUGUUCUUUGGAAGAGGAUAUUGUUCAGCUGAACGUUCUUCAAGAAGAGCGCCAGCUCGCAUGGGAUCAGCGGGAGGUGGAGCUGGAGCGCCAGCUGGACCACUAUGAGAAGCAGCAGAAUGACAUUCUCAACAGGGCUGAAAAGUUUAAUGAAGGUGCAGGGUCCCUCCCUGACCCAACGCUGCCUCUUGCUCAUCAGUUAGAGUUCGCCUUGAGUAAAAUCAAAGAGCACGUUCGCACAAAUUUGGACCUUCAGGGAACGUGCAAAAGUUUGGACCAGAAGCUGAAAGAGAGUGAAGUGGCUUUAUUGAAAGCAGACAAGAACAUCAUGUCCAGGGACAAAGUGAUCAACGAGCUGCGUCUCCGGCUCCCAGCAGCCGCUGACAGAGAGCGUCUUCUUGCAGACCUUAGAAGGAACGACGAGGAAGAGCCUGGCAGCCAGCCAGCCCUCAAGUUGGCCCACCAGACCAUCAAAGAUCUCCAAAGUCGACUUGACAAGAAGGAAGAUGUGUUGAAGAAAUACCAAAACCAGCUGGUUCAGGCCCGACAGGAUCAAGAGGAGAUGAUAAAAAGACAUCAAGAAGAGUUGAUAAUAUUACAUCAGAAGCUGGACUUGCACACAGACACUUCUCUGGAUCAGUUCAAACAGACAGCAAUGGAGCUGAUGAAGAAGCCCACUAUCAGAGUGCCAACAUCUAAACACCUGGAGCGUCUGGCUGAGUUGGAGCAGACUGUGGCUGACCAGGAUGCAUCGCUCAGCUCUGUCACAGAGAAGCUGAGGCUGACCACAGCUGAACUGGAGCGACAGAGGCUCACCGUGGAAACACAGGCUAAAAGGCACACUGAGGAGAUGGCAAAGCUGGAGGAAAAUUAUGUUGGGCAGGUGAAACCUUUGACCCGUGAGCUGGAGGACAAGAGCAGUCAGAUGGCUCAGAUGGAGAAGGAGAUAAACUACCUCCGUACUGAGCUGGAAGCUCAGAAGGAGGCCAACACUCGCUCCCCAAGCAAUACCAUGAAAAACCUGGUGGAACGACUCAAAGCACAACUCACUCAGAAGGAGAAACAGCUCAAGGCUCUCAGUAAGGCUCUACUGGAGUUGCGGGCAGAGAUGACGUCUGCUGCAGAGCAGCAAGUCAUAGCCAGUGCUGCACAAAAAGAAGAGAGUCUUAAUGUACAGAUGCUGGUUGACAAACACACCAAAGACCUGAAGGCACAGGUACAGGAACUGAAUGAAGAAGUUCAAGCUGCCAAGGAGUCUGCCAAAGCAGCUAGGAACAGAGAGAAUAUUCUGAAAGAGGAGGUCAAAGGACUAAACCAAGAUUUCCAAAAAUAUCAAAAAACUCUGAGACGUCUGCAGGCUGAAAAAGAGGAGCGAGAGCAAGAAGUAAAGGGGCUCAGGCAGCAAGUACAGAGGCUCACCAGCUCCAUGCAGAAUCAGACAGAGGCAGCUGGGAAAGGAGCCCUCAUAGAGAAUCUGCAGAAGAAGAUCAGGAAGCUAGAGUCUGACCUGGAGAAAAGAAGCGAUGUAAAAAACAUCAAAGAUGAUCAUGGAAAGACUAGAGAUGAAAUUGUAAGGUGGGAGGAGAGCAAAAAAUGGCAGGCUAAGAUAGAAAAGGUGAAGAAUUCCCUGAAGGAGAAAGAACAAGAUAAUGGAUCAUUGUCAAAGCAGCUCAGCACUCUUAAGGAUCUUUAUGCCAGACUGGAACAGGAGAAAGCUGCAUUGCAGAAAAAACUGAAAGGUCGAGGUGUAACUGCUGACCAGGUGGUGGGGGCGCGAGCCAGUGAAAUGGAAAGAGAGAUAGAAGAGUUGAAGAAGAGGAAUUCUGACCUGGAGGCCCAAAUUGAAACUAUAAAGCAACACCAAGCCUUACGUCGUGAUGAUGCCAUGGAGAAUCUGAUGUUAAGGAACCAGCUUCUGGAGGAGAGGCUCCACUCCUUAAAGGGACUGAUAUCCAAGGAACCCCCAUCGAGGCCCUCCGGGAGAGACAUCUCUCAGGCUUUUAGUGAGAUUUGCUCUGUCACUUUUGAUGUUGAGGAGGGGACGUGCGUCGCGAACACGACAGCCCUGCUUCCCCGGAGCUGCAGCCGAUCGCUCAGCCCUGAGCCUACUGGCGACACCCUUAGCCAACAGGGGGAGGCCAUGCAGAGCCAGGCAGAUGGAGAAACUCCAAGCUGCUUUGCUGGAGAAGAGGAUUCUUACACUGAGCAGGAGCGAUCAAGCGUUGAUGGAAAGGCUGCAGCUGACCAAACAGACACAAUCAAAGAGGCGGAUACUGCUGGUGAUCAUGGGGAAGACAGUGAAAGGGAAAUAAGAGCGAACGCUCAAGAAAAUCAAGAAAACAUCCCAGUUGCAUCUGAAGUUACUGUGCCUGAAGAACAGGAAGAGCCACACAACACAAACGGGAAUGAUGCUGGACCUGAUCAGUCAGGGAGGACACAAUCCAUCAUAUCUCUGUCUGCAUCACAGGCAGCAGCAUGUGGUAGAACGAGUGAAAGUGAGAAGAAAGGGCAUGUUUGUGACCCUUAUAGUGAUGAUAUGAAUCACGAAGAUGAUCUCCGAGUCCCCCCUGAGGUGCCUCAGAAGGCUGAAGAAGAGGUUGAAGUGAAAGAAGAGGAAGGUGUGACAACAAAGGCAAUAGAAGAUGAUCAAGAGCAUGUCUUCUCAGCUGAUCCUGAUGUUGAUUCUGUUAUCACACUCAGCAAACACCUAGAGAGAUUUGUUAGAAUAAAAAGGGACAAACAAACACGAAAACAGGAAGCUCUGAGAUACCCGAAGACUUCGGGACGAGGUACCAGCACUCCAUCACAGAGAGACCAGGACCUUUCAAAGGAAAACCUCAAGUUGGCCUCAGAGAACUUGGAGCUACGCUUUCAGCUGGAGCAGGCCAACAAAGACUUACCAAGGCUGAAGAAUCAAAUUGCAGACCUUAAGGAGAUGUGCACGGUACUGAAACAGGAAAAAGCAGAGGCAGAGAAAAAGCUGACACACGCUGGUUAUAGUGGCAAAACAGUCCCUGAGCUUGAGAAGACCAUCGGGCUGAUGAAAAAGGUGGUGGAGAGGGUGCAGAGAGAAAACGUGGCGCUGAAAAAAUCUGGCGUGCAUGCAGAUCAAGACAGAGUCGCUGCUUUGGAGAAGGAAAAUGAGAAACUGAAGGCUGACUAUGAGAAGCAGAAGCAUCAAAGCGAAGCUGAGCAGAUGGCAAAACUUGAAUCUAAAACCAAAGGACUGGAGAGGAUAGUAAUGGAAAAUGAGCGCCUUCGCAAGGAGAUUAAAAGGGAAAUGGAGGCAACAGAGAGGCUGAGGGUGACGAAGACGAGUCUGGAGGUGAGCAAUGAGAAGCUGGAAUCCGAGCUGGAAAACACCAAAGAAAGACUGCGGACAGCUCUGUCCAAAACUGUUACCGUGGGAUCUGACAGCAAAGCUUCGAAGGCCACUGUUGUAACCAGAAUGUUUGAGAACAAGAUGAAGGAGCUGGAGAGGGAGCUCUCCCAGAAGACUUCCAGCGUGUCUGAACUCAAGCAGCAGCUCAAAGAGGCGAAGGAGCGUGAGGAAAGAGCUCAGACGUGGGCGCGACAACUUGAAGAUCAGGUUGAUAUGUUACAAAGGUUUCCAGCAGCUCCAAGGACUAAUGUGGGGCACACCAAGGAGCUCCAGGCUGUCAGACUGGCAACCACUGAGCCAGAGAGAAGGACCAUGGAGCUGAAACAAAAGCUGAAGGAGGACGCUGAGCAGGACAGUGAAGCUUCUCCAGAACCUGGUUAUGGGAACCUGAAAAGGCUUCUGCAAGCAGCUGAAAGCGAGAAAUCUAAACUCCAAGGAGAGGUGAGAAAGCUAAGGAAGGAGCUGGAGAACUUUGACCCGACCUUUUUCGAAGAGCUUGAAGAUCUGAAAUACAACUACAAUAUGGAGGUGAAGAAGAACAUUCUGCUGGAGGAGCAGCUGAAGAAGGUGUGCGAUCAGUUUGGCGUAUCAGCUGAAAUGCCCAGCGUGUCCAUCAGUUAACUCACGGUUAUUGUGUCUUUUACUGAAGCAACAUAGCUUUAUUUUUAUCUGAUAAUUAUUAUUUAUGAGAUCUUCUGUAUUUGCCAAUAAAAUGAAGUUCAUUUUAAA